Hypoxylon fragiforme is the source of this 1882-nucleotide messenger RNA. RefSeq names its product farnesyl-diphosphate farnesyltransferase. Lineage: Eukaryota; Fungi; Ascomycota; Sordariomycetes; Xylariales; Hypoxylaceae. Gene Ontology annotation, biological process: farnesyl diphosphate metabolic process; ergosterol biosynthetic process. Gene Ontology annotation, cellular component: endoplasmic reticulum membrane. Gene Ontology annotation, molecular function: squalene synthase [NAD(P)H] activity. The transcript is spliced from 4 exons. The record is from RefSeq and is a predicted model, not a curated record. The coding region runs from base 113 to 1528 and encodes 471 amino acids.
UCAGCAUUCGUAGAGACGUUGUCCUUUCGUUUACAUAUAUUUUCCCCUUUUUUCGUAUUCGUUCUGAACUUCGUCUCUAACCUAACCAUUUCUUCCUCUACCAACCGCAAAAAUGGCUGGCAUCAAAAAUAUUCUCUACUACACCUUUCACCCGAAUCAACUUCGGUCAAUCAUACAAUGGAAACUAUGGCACGACCCGGCGUACAAGCGUGAUCCUUCCAAGGAGUCCCCUACUCUGCGAUCGUGCUUUGAACUGUUGAAUAUGACGAGCCGCAGCUUCGCCACCGUCAUUCAAGAGUUACAACCUGAGAUGCUCUUAAAUAUUGCGCUGUUCUAUCUCGUGUUGAGGGGACUUGACACUAUUGAGGAUGACAUGACACUCCCGCUUGAAAAGAAGGAGCCUAUGCUGCGCGAGUUCUCCAAAUAUAUGAAGAUUGAUGGCUGGACUUUCACCGAAAGCGGCCCUAAUGAGAAGGAUCGCGAUCUCCUUGUUCAUUUUGACGACGUAAUCGUGGAACUAAAGAAGAUCGACAAACAUUAUUAUGACAUUAUUGAGGACAUCACUAUCAAGAUGGGUAACGGCAUGGCCGACUACGCCCUGAAUGCCGAGUUCCAGGCAGGUGUUGAGACUAUUCCGCAAUACGAGGAGUAUUGCCAUUACGUGGCAGGUUUAGUCGGAGAGGGCCUAACGCGCAUCUUUGUCCAAGGAAAGACGGCGAACCCAGCUCUCCUGGAUCGCAUGGAGCUAUCAGAGAGCAUGGGCCAAUUUCUACAGAAGACCAACAUUAUUCGUGAUGUGCACGAGGACUUCGAAGACAAGAGGAGAUUUUGGCCCAAAGACAUCUGGAGCAAGUAUGUCGACAAGUGGGACGAUCUAUUCGACCCUAAACACCGUACACAAGCUUUAUACUGCAGUUCCGAGAUGGUUCUCAACGCCUUGAAGCAUGCUGACGAGUGUCUGUUCUACAUGGCUGGUAUCAAGGAGCAAAGCGUCUUUAAUUUCGUCGCAAUUCCUCAGACCAUGGCCAUUGCUACCCUAGAACUUGUGUUUCAAAAUCCCAAGAUCUUUCAUAGCCAUAUCAAGAUCACCAAGGGUGAUGCUUGCCAAUUAAUGUUGCAGUCGACACAGAAUCUGCAAGUGGUGUGUGAUGUUUUCAAGGGAUAUGCAAGGAGGAUAGCUAAGAAGAAUGACCCGCGAGAUCCUCACUAUCUUGAGAUCAGUGUGGCUUGUGGCAAGAUUGAGCAAUUCAUCGAGACACUAUUCCCCACGCAGGACGCGCGAAAGCUAAAAGCUUUACAAGACACAGAAGGACAAGAAGGUGCUCAGAACGACUUCUGGGAGGCCCUAUUGUUGGUUGGGUCUGUAGUAUUCAUUCUUCUAUUCAUAUCUGGUUUGAUGCUUGGCUUGGCGUGGUAUUUCGGGGCACGGUUUGACGUAUUGUUCGACAAAGAGGUAGCAUCUAGCCUUAAAGCCGCCAAGGCGACGGCGACGGCGACGAUAACGUCUCUUGCCCACGAAGAAUUAUAGAGAGCGCACUUUGGAGCUCUUGCAUGGCGUUGGGAGGAUUUAUAGGGUCGAGGAAAGUUGCACUAACAACAAGGUUACUAUGGGCGAGUAGCCAGCUAAUGCCGUCACGCGUAAUGUGGUAAGGCAUUGUAAAUAUCCCUACAAGACAUGACGGUAUGCCCUGUUUUGAAUCAUUACUAAUAAAUACUAAUACUGUAACAAUUACAUCUCAUUCUACAGUCUUAUAACCCCUUUGAGGAGUGGCUUGAUAAAAUAUGAGAAUGGGUAGCACGGAUGUCAAAUUACAACCUAGUCUUUCCAUGACUAUGGUUGUGCCGAGAAGUGCUGAAAUCAAACAACAUGGCGAGGAGUACC